AUGAAGGUGUUCGUUGUGAUUUUAUGCUUAGCAUCAGCUUCGGUCUUGGCCCAUCACGAAGAGGGUCAUGAGGGACACGAGGGCCAUACCCACAACCAUCACAUAAAUCAUGAUGGCCAUGACUAUACCGUCAAGACCAAAGAAGAUUUGGCCAGAUUCCGUGAAGAAUGCGGCAAGCAGUUGAAUGUCCCCGCCGAUAAAUUGGAAAAAUACAAGUCCUGGGAAUAUCCCAACGAUGAGGUGACCCGUUGCUAUAUGAAAUGUGUUUUCGAGAAGUUUGGCUUCUUCGAUGAGACGCAUGGCUUCAACCCUUAUCUUGUCCAUCAUCAAUUGGCCGGUGGUCAUGAACCUAUCGAUCAUAGCGAUGAAAUUCAUCAGAAGAUUGACAUGUGUGCCGAUCAUAAUACCGAAAAAUCGGAUGCUUGUACCUGGGCCUAUCGUGGCGGUAUGUGCUUCUUGCAGAAUCAUUUGAAAUUGGUGCAGGACAGCAUUCACAGUCAUUAA
Molecule: messenger RNA, 504 nt
Organism: Musca vetustissima
Lineage: Eukaryota; Metazoa; Arthropoda; Insecta; Diptera; Muscidae
Product: general odorant-binding protein 99b-like
Exons: 2
Coding region: 1-504 (167 amino acids)
Biological process (GO): sensory perception of smell
Molecular function (GO): odorant binding
Source: RefSeq, a predicted model, not a curated record